Pelobates fuscus (common spadefoot toad) is the source of this 1694-nucleotide messenger RNA. RefSeq lists its product as uncharacterized. The transcript is spliced from 2 exons. The record is from RefSeq and is a predicted model, not a curated record. Lineage: Eukaryota; Metazoa; Chordata; Amphibia; Anura; Pelobatidae. Bases 109 to 1269 code for a protein of 386 amino acids.
AAAGAGACUAUCCGGUCAAGGAAGCUGAGAGACAUUGGUAAAAACCAUAUCUAAAAUUGACAGAAAUGACUGAAGGUCUAGGAGUAGAUACUACAUUUUGAAUUUAGGAUGGACAGAUUGUACGAGUCUCUACGGGAAGAACUAAGGCUUUUUGAGGAUCAAGUUCACAAGUGUCGUGUGAACUUUGACCUCCCGACUCUGCAGAGAGUGCUAGGUCUGCUUUCUGAAGUUCACAAGACACAGCUGGAUAGCUGGAAGAACAUAGAGAACUUUGUGAAGGAUGGAAACAUCUCUGGAGACCAAGAAGGACAGUUUCGGGACUACCUUUCCUGGCUCUUGUCCUACGUGGAUUAUCUACGCUCUAUGAAGAACUCUUUUGAUGAUCACGUUGUAUUCCCACUUUGCGACAACCUCUAUGUGAAUGAUGAGGGAGAUGCUUUGCCAGCCAAUGGUUUACAGUUUCCUCUGGCCCCGACUAACAUUGCCGCUACGACUCGACAGCUUUUUCACCACCGGCGUACUUGGGCCCUUCUGCUAAGUGCUAGAAACCAUGAGCAGUCUCAGCAAAUCCAUGGACCAUCUCACUCAACUCUGUUGAUGCACUGUAUCCAAGAUAUAUUUGAGGAGAGUCUGGUAACAGCUAAACUAGCAAACCAAUGGAUCUUUCUUCAUGAAACAUAUUAUAAGGACAACAUGCACACCCAACAAGCCCCUCAAGUGUGCCUGAGCAGUGAAUUCCAGAACGGCCUUCCUAAAGAACGUAAAAACUGGAGUGAGUCUCGAGAUAUUCCUGAAGGUGACCCGGAAAUUCAAUCUCAAGUGAAGGACAUGAGGGAGUACAUGAUGUUUUUGCUCUGGAGAGCUGGUAGAGCUGAGGCUCUAGAAUUACAAGUGAAGGACGUUAACCAGAAAGUGCAGGUUCUUCAGGGCAAUGUCAAUGACAUGCAACAGUUACUUCCGGAGGAAGGACCAGAGAGUCGGGAGAAGGUAGAGAAACUUAAAAGACAGCUAGACUUAGAACGAUUUCACCAGCAAAUCCUGAACUCUGAUUGGCAGUUAGAACUGGAGGCCCGUCCAUCUCUAAUCAGGCAGAUUGAUACAGUGCGUGAACGCUGUGAUAAGCUAGAAGCAGCCCUGGGUCCAAGGAAAGAGAAGCGUGAGGCGUCCCCACCAGAUUCUCUGGGAGCACCUAGUGACACCGAUUGGGACAGCAGCUCUGUCUUCUCCCAGACGUCCACACGAACAUCUGACGUCUUCACCCCCCAAUGAACGCAUAGACUAUUUCUCUGGGAGGCCUGGGACAUUGACAAAGACACAAAACACUUUUAUCAUCAUAAAUAUAUACCAUCAAUCUUCUAAAUAUAUUGUGAACAGUAACAAACGUUUUUUCACCACUACAUUCAAAACGUGUUACGACAUUCGAAUGAAACACGGAACCAGACACAGCAAUGAGAAUGAGUUUACCUGGAUUCAUGUUCUAUGACACAGUCUGGAUUUUGAUAGUGUGUACAUUCACAUCGAUAGAAAGCAAAUGCACACCAGGGACAGGGGUUUAUUUACGAGAAACUGGGGAGAAUUGACAAGGAAAUCAUAAAUUGUAUCCAAAAAUAACUGAAUCAUAUUCCAUUAUUUGAAAUGAUUGUAUCAAAUUCUCUAUAUUUUCCAGUUUAUUGAAUAAAUCCCAGAUAAUUUGA